Messenger RNA from Labeo rohita (rohu), 4566 nucleotides. RefSeq names its product myotubularin related protein 1b (gene mtmr1b). The record is from RefSeq and is a predicted model, not a curated record. The transcript has 14 exons. Gene Ontology annotation, molecular function: phosphatidylinositol-3,5-bisphosphate 3-phosphatase activity. Bases 1173 to 2918 code for a protein of 581 amino acids. Lineage: Eukaryota; Metazoa; Chordata; Actinopteri; Cypriniformes; Cyprinidae. Gene Ontology annotation, biological process: dephosphorylation.
GUGUGUGUGUGAGACUCUGUUAACUAUUUGACAUGAUUAUUAACUUACUAACAGACUGAAUUUCAGACAGUUUCAUCUGUCUCUGUCUAUCUGUCUGUCUGUCUGUCUGUCAUAGACUUAAAUCCUAAUCCUUAAAUCUAACUAUUAAAAAACUGUCUGGUUUGUAUCAACAAUUUAUAUCAGAACAUAAUGAACUAAUUUUGUAAUUGUAAUAUUUGGAUAUAUAUUUGUAUGUUUGUACACAGUUUUUUUCUGUGCCACAGAUGCUGUCAAAAGAGCACGAUUUGUGUUUGAAUCUCCAGAGUAGAUAACUGAAUGUGUGAGGGGAAAAUACAGAUGUUUUGACUCAUAUGCCAUUAUGAAAUAUCACCACCCCGUGCCAUCUUUCCAGGGCUUUAUUAGCAUAAUGCUGAACCGAUCUCCAUAGAUCUUUUGUCUUGUUAAAGGUCAAGCCUGUUGAACUCCACAGUGCCGUCGUUGUCUUGAAGCUGGACUCUAACAGAAUGACUGAAUUCUCUGAUUCCUCUGUGUCCAUCAAGCUGCCAAACAGUUGUGUCACUGUGGGUGGAGCAGACCCAUGAGCCCCCAUCUCAUCCCGCUGAACUCCCUACUGCUCAUUGUCAACAGUGUGCUCACAGAAAAUUAACUUUUAGAGCCACUGACUUGUGAUUCACGAGAUCUGAAAAGUAAUCAAAAUGCUUUCAUACUACAUGUAGAUAAGAUUUUACUAGAUACUGGUGCUAAAUUUACCAUCAAGAUGCUGGAGUGUUGUAGAUGAUUUCUAGAAUGCUGCUGUGUGGUUGCUGAGGUUUUUAAGUAUACUGUAUGUGAAGAAAUGUAUAUUCCCUUCUGUCAAAGUUAAUGAAAGCAUCCAAAAAAAUAUGAAUCUCAGAUAUUUUGCUCAUGCUGAAUUUGCGUCAUCAGCAGUUUGCUUAUACUGUCAAUUUUUUUCAGUGUCCUAAAUUACAGCUCUGCCUUCCGUGUUUAGUUUACAACCUCAAACAUUGGAUUGUUUGCUUUAGGCGGAGAGAGAACUUAAAGUUUGGGAGUGGUAGCAAAGGAAACCACAUACAGGGAAUCUCUCUGACGCUCAGUUGUAUUUAUAUAUAUAUAUAUAUUUUUUUUUUUAUUAUUUGUGUUUUUUGUUAGAGGUUUCCAAAUAAUUUACUAUCAUGGCACUUGGUAAGGCACUCAGAGAAGGAAAUAAGCAGGCUCAGAUGGAAGAGGCUCCACGUGUUCCUGGAGAAACCAUUAAAGCUAUUGUCAAAGAUGUCAUGUAUAUCUGUCCGUUCUCUGGGGUUGUGAGAGGAACACUUACCAUCACUGACUACAAGCUCUUCUUUAAAAGCCUGACGCGGGAUCCUCCAUUUGUGCUGGAUGUGAAUCUCGGAGCCAUUAGCAGACUGGAGUCUGUCGCCGUUCAGAGUCACGGAGACAACACUCAAGGACUUGAGAUAGUUUGCAAGGACUUGAGAAACCCCCGGUUUGCGUACAAGAAGGACGGACAGAGCAAUUUGGAGGUGUUUGGCAUACUGUCAAAGUACGCAUUCCCUCUCUCCCACAACAUGCCUCUUUUUGCCUUUAAGUACCGAGAGACAUUUCCAGAAGAUGGCUGGAAGAUCUACGACCCGGUCGCUGAGUAUAAGAGGCAGGGUCUUCCAAACGAGAGCUGGAUCAUCAGUAAAGUCAACAGCAGUUAUCAACUGUGCGAGACGUAUCCCGCUCUGCUGGUUCUGCCUUCAAACGUCACAGAAGAUGAACUGAAGAGAGUGGCAGCCUUUAGGGCCAAACGCCGUUUCCCAGUGCUGUCCUGGAUUCACCCUGAGAGUCAGGCCACCAUAGUGCGCUGCGGUCAACCGCAGGUGGGUCCAUCAGAUCGCCGCUGCAGGGAGGAUGAGCGGUACCUGCAGACCAUACUCGACGCCAAUGCUCAGUCUCACAAGCUCUGCAUCUUUGAUGCUCGCCAAAGCACUGUGGCUGACACUAACAAAGCCAAAGAUGGAGGAUAUGAGAAUGAAAGUUUCUACAUUAAUGUGGAGCUAAACUUUCUGGAGAUCCCCAACAUACACGUGAUGAGAGAAUCCCUGAGGAAACUCAAGGAGGUGGUAUAUCCUGCUAUCGACCAACAACGCUGGUUCUCAUCUGUGGACUCUACGCACUGGCUGGAAUACAUCAGGCUCUUGUUAGCAGGUGCGGUGCGCAUCGCAGACCGAAUCGAGUCGGGUAAGACGUCAGUGGUGGUGCACUGCAGCGAUGGAUGGGACCGCACAGCUCAGCUCACCUCUCUGGCCAUGCUCAUGCUGGACGCGCACUACCGCUCGCUCAGGGGCUUCCAGGUGCUUCUGGAGAAGGAGUGGCUGAGCUUCGGACACCGCUUUGCCUCACGUGUGGGACAUGGAGAUGGGAAUCAUGCAAAUUCUGAGCGCUCACCUCUCUUUGUGCAGUUUAUCGACUGUGUCUGGCAAAUGACCCGGCAGUUUCCUUCUGCAUUUGAAUUCAAUGAGCUGUUUCUCAUCACGGUGCUUGAUCACCUGUACAGCUGCUUGUUUGGGACGUUUCUUUACAACAGUGAGCAAGAACGAGUCUCAAAGGAGGUGUACAGCAAGACCGUGUCUCUGUGGUCGUAUGUGAACAGCCAGCUUGAGGAAUUUACCAACCCACUGUAUGUGAACUACGAGCAUCAUGUUUUAUACCCAGUAGCCAGUCUGAGACAUCUAGAGCUUUGGGUCAGUUAUUAUGUGCGCUGGAACCCUCGCAUGAGGCCACAGGUUCCUGUUCAUCAGAGUCUAAAGGAGUUGUUGGUCCUGAAGUCAGAGUUGCAGAAGCGAGUGGAUGAGUUAAAACGAGAUGCAGCUUCAUCACAUUCUCUCUCGUCUUCCUCAGAGCAUGAAGGCAUGCACAUGCAGACUACUGUCUGAGCAUAUCUUAUUAACUUGGUCAAAAAGCAUUAUAUUUGUUCCGAUCUCUGUUGUCACAGUUGGACAAUAACAAUGUUUACAUAUGUUUGAUAAGAUCUUAGUUUAAGUCUUUGAAUAAUAACCACUGUGUGGUCAUUGGUGCCCCCUAAAGGCCAUAAAACCACUGUCCAAAUAGCAUUAUGGUUCAACAAACAUUUUACAUAUGUGACCCUGGACGACAAAACCAGUCAUAAGUAGCACAGGUGUAUUUAUAGCAAUAGCCAACAAUACACUGUAUGGGUCAAAAUAAUUGAUUUUUCUUUAAUCCCAAAAAUCAUUAGGAUGUUAAGUAAAGAUCUUGUUCUAUGAAGAUAUUUUGUACAUUUCCUGUAAAUGUUUAGCGUAAAUAUAUCAAAACUUAAUUUUUCAUUAGUGAUAUGCAUUGCUAAGAAUUUUAUUUGCACAAUCUUAAAGGCGAUUUUCUUAAUAUUUAGAUUUUUUUGCUCCCUCAGAGUCCAGAUUUUCAAAUAGAUGUAUCGGCCAAGUAAUGUCCUAUCCAAACAAACCGUAAAAAAAGCUUUCAUUUAAUUUAUUCAGCAUUCAGAUGAUGUAUAAAUCUCAAUUUUCAAAAAUUCACCCUUAUGAUGGUUUUGUGGUCCAGGGUCACAUGAAAUUUCUGUGCAUAAAUUUGUGAAGGGUAUUUUAAUUUUAUUACAUAUUUUUGGGAACGUUUUUUUUUAAAAACUGGUAGUUUAUUUUCACAUCUGAGUUUCAUUGAGAGCUGAGUUUAAAGAAAGCCUAUUCCAGGAGGAUUUUUUGGUUAAAUCUUGAUGACAACAAUAUUUUUUUUUUCCAAAACUAAACAGUCUUUGUACAAAAAAUGGGCUGAAUGUUCCAGUUGCUUUAGCAAAAAUGUUCUUGUUCUUAUACAAGAAUUACUCCUCAACACUGAUUGAAGUGUAACAUGCUUCAAAAUCAUGCAUAAUGUAAAAUGUGUGCAUAGAUUUGCUCUGUGGUCCCGAGUGACAUAUUUGUGUAUAGAAACCGCCACCUUCAGAUAAACUAUUAUUAUUUUAAAUACAUUUCAAUAUUAUUAUGCCAUUGUAAGGUUUACUAAAAGUUGCCUAAUGCGUACAUAUUUUAUUUUCUUAAUGUUUGUAAUGCCUUUUUUUUAAACGUGUUAUAGUAAUUUUAUAAUAAAUUUCUAAUUUCUUAUAAGCUUCAAUUUGUAAUAAUCAAGUAUGUUAAAAUGUUUAAAACUACAUUUUGUUGUAUAAAUAAAAAAAUCUUACAUAUUGUGUUAUUUCUGAUGCUUUUUAUAAUCCAUAUCUCAUUUCUGAUUUUUCCAUCUGCACAUUUGCUGUAAAUUAGACAAAAUAUUAAUAUUAAAAACAAACAAACAUGGGUUCAGAGUACAUGUAAAUGCAAACGCAUUUCAAUAUUACUAUGCCAUUAUAAGGUGCACUUAAAGUUGCCUAAUGUGUAUGUAUUUUAUUUUCUGAAUGUGUUUGUAAUAUCCAUUAUUUAUAAGUGUUUUGUAGUCAUUUUAUUAAAAAAUAAAUAAAUAAACGAAUUUCUUAUAAGUUUGAAAUUGUAAUAAUCGAGUAUGUUAAUAUGUUUAAAACUACAUUUUGUUGUACAAAGAAUAAAAAAUAUCUUACAUGUGUUA